Molecule: messenger RNA, 4254 nt
Organism: Theileria parva strain Muguga
Lineage: Eukaryota; Apicomplexa; Aconoidasida; Piroplasmida; Theileriidae
Exons: 2
Coding region: 1-4254 (1417 amino acids)
Source: RefSeq, a predicted model, not a curated record
AUGGACUAUGAGGGCAUUCUUGAUAAAACAAGAGUAUUCAGUGAUAAAAAUCUUUUAGAACUGACAAAGGAAGAUGUAGAAACCUAUUUAUCAUUUUUAGGAUACACAAAAUCCCCUAAGCCAUGUCAAAAGAGUUCUGAGAUAGCAGAAAGUGGUAACGAAGUUAAAAAUAUACUAUUUUUUCUCCUUUGUAAAUUGUUACAAGAUUACUCAAACUAUUUAAGCCCUAAAAAAGUCAAUAAGAAUGGUAAAGAAGAACUGAAAAAAGAGUUGAAAAGUCAUCAUUAUGACCUAUUCAGAUGUUUGAUAUUGAACAUAGAAAAAAGAACAAAACUUUCAGUUUAUAACCCAGUGUUUUUAAAACUCAUUCACUUUAACAUCAAUGAAAGAGAGGUGAAUUUAAAGGAGGAUGAUUUAGAAACAUGUGAGGAGAAACUGAGGAGCAUUUUACACCUAACUUCAGCGUUAUAUUUUAAUUAUGGUUCACAAAUCCAUAAUAAAAAUGAGAUAAUAGCGUUUAGCAGUAAUGAAUUGAAUGAAUUGACAGAGUUGCUGUUGACUGAUAUAACCAUAUUUGAAAAUCUCUUGAAUCGUUCCGGUAAUUUGAGUGAAAAUGAUCUGAAGCCGCUGGUUAAGACGCUUUCUGUGAUAUUGAAGAGAAUAGAGGUCCUUUUCAGAGUAAUAAAAUUCACAAACAAGCCUAUUAACACUAAGUUCCUGAAUCAACUCUUCGUGUUCAUUUAUCAUCUGGAUCAGUUUAAGAAGAUUAACUCAAAGGUUAUGAAUACUUCUGAAAAGUGUAUAGAGAAUACAACUAAUGGCUUGGGUGAGAUUGAGGAAAAUAUAUUUGAAGUAAUCAAGGGAAAUGUAGAAGAUAAUGUUAUACAUUUAAUGAACAAUUUUAGUAAUGAAGACAAUGUUGAGAAGGAAAAGGAGACCGUAAAAAAUGAAAAAACGUACGGGUUUUUUCUGUUAUUACCAAAAAUAGUUGAAAAUAUACCUGAAAAUCAAGAAACUAUCAAAACUAUCUGCAGUAAACUGAUGUCGUAUGUUACUGAAUUUCCCCAGAAAGAUGAUAAGACAAGUAACCCCCAAGUAACACUUAUUGCAAUAAAAUCCUAUUAUAACAUAUUACUGGUAGUUAAGGAUAAGACUUUUCUCUUGAGUGUUGUUACAGAAUCGAUGGAGUUUAUAUUCGGUCAACUAUUUCGUUUCUACGAGCAAUUUGCCUCAUCGAACAGUAAUCAUAGGGAAAGGAAUAAUAAACGACAAAGUAAACUGCUGAAAGAAGAACUGGACUACUACUGGAAACUACUGACAGUAGUUAGUAACGUAAAAUUGGAACUAGUUGACCAGAAUAUGGAGAAGUUGUUCGAACUUUUAAAAAAAGAUUUUCAAAUAUUUUCAACCAAUUUAUUGGGAAAGAAAACGUUGUCGUUACUCAAUGAUAUAUCCUGCAACUACAAACCAAAGCAAAAUGAUGAUAGUGAAGUGGAUAGAUUUUUAAAAAAUUUAGUACUGCAGUAUAACAGCAUAAGCCAGUUGAGCUCAAUUUUCAAGUACAUACAUUUAAAUUCAAAAAAUAGACAAAAUGAAGAUGUAGAAGAUAUGGAAAUUGGUGGUGAAAGAGUUCAGAAACGUAAGCUUAUAAUAUACAAAGAUACAGUUAAGACUAAUUCUGGAAAAAAGCUUAAAACGUCAGAAAAUGAUUUGAAUGGUGUCAAACAUGACGCUAAUGAAAAAUCAGGUGUCCAGAAACCAUUUGAAAUUAACCAUUUGAAUAAUUAUUCAAUUCUUAAGGCUAUAAAUGAACUUGAGGUUAACAGUAUUGAAAUAAUGGAAAACUUAAAGAUAAUGGAGGAGUUUGAUAUGGAACUACAUACCAUUGUGGUGGUGUACCUUAGUAGGGUGGAGUUUAACACGUUGAAUGUAAGCAAAUUGGCAAAACAAUUCGUGUUGUUUUGUUCAAAAAUCUCAGUUUCUGACGAUGUGGUAGGAUUGUCGCUGCUUUUACAGUUGAUUCGGGUCUCAAGAAAAUUGCUUUCCCUACUUAGUCCACAAGUGGACCCUACGGAAGUACUCGAAGAUAGUGAAGACAAAUUCUUGGAAAAUGAACAGGAUUUGAUUAAGAGCUUGUUGAUAGUAAUAUACAACGUUUAUGUUUAUGUAAAGGAGAAUUUUGACACUUCGAAGAAUGAAAUGAUAAUGUUGAAUAUACUAUACAACAUAAUGCUGGUAAACAAUGAACAGUUUAAAGUUGCUGCAGAUUUCUAUCAUAAAAAUGAUAAAACACAAGAAAUAACACCAAAAGAGAGUGGUUUAAGAUUAUUUAAGAUGGAAAUUGAACAGUUGUUAACGAAACUGUUGAGUAAUUGUACAAGUAAGGAGGUCGCUGGAUUCAUUUUGACUAGGAUUAAGUUGUUUGAAUGCGAAAACUUGAAGGAAAAGUUGUGUAAUUUGUCCUCUCCAGAACUAAGCGAGUACUAUCCGAACCUUAACAAGGAGACUUCAAUGUAUUGUUUCAAAAAAUUAAUUACAGAUAAGAAAAUUAACAACGAGAAACUUAGGAAUAUAGGGUCAUUGCUGGAUAAUAUAGUUGGGCGUGAUAACGAGGAAGUAGUAGAUAUAUUGUUAACUAAUAUAAACACUAAAUUUAGAAAAUUGGCCUCACCCUCGUCUGUUUUUGUGGAAAGGAUAACCAUAUUGAUGGAAUUGUUGUUAUUUGUGUUAAAUUACGAAUUCCCACUCAAUGUCUCUAAAACCUGUAAAGCAGUGGUUUGUAACGCAAAGAACGUAUUUGAUAUUAUAGUCUGGCUCAAAACAGUUGUAGACUCUGGAGAAAAAAUGAAAAUAGUUAAAAUGUUCAGUAAAUACUAUUCAAUAUUCACAGAGUAUAUAUGUAAAUACAGUGGGACUGUAAAUGGAGCUGAAAGCUCAGACAAAGAUGAUUGUGGGUUGAAAAAUACCUGUGUUCUAGUGAAUAAUUUGUUGUUAAACUACCUAAAAAAGCGGGAAAAUGGUUCUAAAACAGGUAAUGAAACAAGUGAAUCAGGUAAUGAAGAUGGUGAGUAUUGGGAGGUGUAUUUUCUGUACGAAUAUAUAAAGUGUUUGAAAAUAAAAAAUGUUGAUAUUUACAAUAAACUAUCACUAUCGACUAUAUUAAGGGAAGCUAUUAUAUCAUAUUUUAAUUCUAGAAACAGUGAUAGUCAUCCUGAUAAAGAAUUAGGUAAUUUGGUAGUAAAACAAGAUGAUAUUGAACUAGUGUUCAAGAAUGUGGACUUAAUAGAUAAUAAGUAUAUAUCUAAAUUGAUCCUCUACUACUUAAAUUCCAGAAAAUUCCAAUUUAAAGCGGAUUGUGAUGGAGACAAAUUAUAUAAGUUAAUUAUGUGUGUUAUAAAAUCGCUGAAAAUUAGGUGCUCAUCAAGUGUAUCGAAGGAGAUAGAUGAACUGAACAGAUUUUUAAAAGAUAACACGGACCUUAACAAUGAAUUGAUUUUAAUAACAUUGGAUCACCUGAUUGAAAGGGAUGAAAAUACGCCAAUUUUUCAAACUAUAGACUGUAGGAAUGAGUUGAUAUUACUGUUGUCACUGAUUAAUGCCAGUAAAGACGAAAACUUAUAUUUGUUUGAAAGAAUUAUUGAACUAUUGAACAAACACCAAGAUUAUAUAAAUAAGAGUGCCGAAGAUAAUUUUUCUAAGUCAGUGGAAGAUAACUUGAUACUAAACUAUGUAAUAGUGUAUAAACUGAACCAACGUACCGUACCUGACAAGGUUAAAGAUAACAUACUAAAGUUAGUACAAAUAAUAUUGAAGAUUAUAAAUAAGAUAAAGGGAGAUAGUGAAAGAAGGGAUUACUGUAAUAUGCUGUUGAAAUUGAUUAAUGUGUUAGUUGGGAGUGUUAGUAAGAACAUUGACCUCCUAAUUUAUUUCUAUUACCAAUUUAACCACUACGUCGUAAACACUAGCCAUACCGGAGAUGAUUGGAAAUUUUUGAUUAGAUUUACCACCUCAAUAAUCAACUACAACACUGUUAAAUACAUCAAAUCCUAUGUCCCAUUGUUAUUGACCGUGGCAGUCAACACACUUUAUGAACUAGAAAAAAGUAGUGAAAAGAGGUUUUUGAACGCAAGAGAGGUUAAGAUUCUGAGAAAGUGUAUAGUAAAACAUAUAAAAACAACUGCAAGUAAGGCUAGAAUAUAUAAAUUACUCAAGAAUGAAAUUAAACCAUUUUUCAAAGAGAUGGUGUCGAGGUGA